Symbiodinium sp. CCMP2456 is the source of this 459-nucleotide messenger RNA. Lineage: Eukaryota; Dinophyceae; Suessiales; Symbiodiniaceae. The record is from the annotation of a GenBank genome assembly.
AUGGCGGAAGUCGACUCCCAGCUCAUCCCUGCCAAGCGGCGGCGGAUCACCAAGGAGCGGACAGAACUGGAGGUGCUGCUGGCCGAGGAAGUCAGCCCGCCGGAUUUCGGCGGUCGGUUGGCCAGCAUGCUUUGGGACGUACAGGUUCAACACUCGUUUGCAGUGGAGUACAUCCACCUCUUUUUUGGAGUAGGCCGCGUUCCGCUGGAGAGGCGGACACGCCGCGUCGUGACGCCCGAGAUGUAUUCGCUGCUUCGCUGCUCCCGCUCGAUGCGGCGCAGCCUCAUUGCAGCUGUGGAGGCGCGUCGGUUAACCCUGGAGCCCGACGCCAGCGACGAUGAGACGAGUUUGGUGGAUGAGCUUUGCAACGCGCUGAGGUACAAGUACCCUGCAAGCUGGGCGUCGGUAGCGGGCCGGCAGCCACCGCCCGCGGACAAACCUGCGCCGAUCGCACUUUGA